This is a messenger RNA of Salmo salar (Atlantic salmon), 3990 nucleotides long. RefSeq names its product long-chain fatty acid transport protein 1. Gene Ontology annotation, biological process: long-chain fatty acid metabolic process; long-chain fatty acid import into cell; medium-chain fatty acid transport. Gene Ontology annotation, cellular component: plasma membrane; endoplasmic reticulum membrane; mitochondrial inner membrane. The record is from RefSeq and is a predicted model, not a curated record. Gene Ontology annotation, molecular function: long-chain fatty acid transmembrane transporter activity; oleoyl-CoA ligase activity. Lineage: Eukaryota; Metazoa; Chordata; Actinopteri; Salmoniformes; Salmonidae.
AAGGACGAUACUAUUAGGGCGGUGCUGUUGGUGAUCGUCGCAAUGCAAUAACAUUCAAUAUGGAGUACAUAGUACUGGGCUUCUUAUAUUUCGGCUACUGCAAAUAGAUAAGUAUCCAUUAACUGUCUAGUCAUUCCAUCAUUUAGUGAAUCUGUUUCGGAAUUCUUUAGAGCGCGUAGGCUAUGUAUUUGAUGCAUUGUUACAUGACAGGCGUUGUUCUGAUAGCAAUUUGGUGCGGUGACAGUUAAACUGUCAAACUGUUGUAACAUUUAGAUACGUAUUAAUGUAGCAAUAUUUCAAAUGAUAAAUGUUAUCCUUGCAACGAACUCAACAGCGUGUGGUGGCGAUUCUAAUUUGUGUACAAGCUUGGUAGUGGCUAAAGCGCUAUUGAACGUAUUGUAGAAUACUCGGUUACUAGGUUAAAGGUUAGGGACAUCGCUCUCAAAUAGUUCGUCGUCGGAUCGUGUAUGAUCUUAGGAUGCGCAAUGCAGCGAGUGCCUCUUUGUCUCUGGGAUCGCUGGGUCUGCUGCGUCUCUUCGGGGUCCCCUGGUCCUGGAGCUUAGCAGCAGGCUUCGGGGUCUUUCUGGGCACAGGUGGUUGGAAGUACCUCUACAUCGUAGUCCGUACUGCCAAAAGAGACCUAAAUGGCCUUUAUGUGUUGUUACGAGUCAAGAUAGCCUUGUGGCACCACCUACGACGCAACUCCAAUAUCCCCUCCAUCUUUGCCCAGACAGUGAAGCAGCACCCAAAUAAACCCGCCCUCAUCUACGAUGCCACAGGAGAGACGUGGACCUUCACCCAGCUGGACCUUCUGUCUAACGCUGUGGCCCAAUGGGCUCUGGCCCAGGGCUGGGCCCCGGGGGAUGUGGUGGCCCUCUUCAUGGAGAGCCGGCCCUUGCAGGUGGCCCUCUGGCUGGGCCUGGCCAAGGUGGGGGUGGAGGCAGCACUCAUCAACUUCAACCUGCAGAGGGACGCUCUCCUGCACUGUGUUGGAGUGUCUGCGUCCAGAGGGAUCGUGUUCGGAGCCGAGCUGGCUGGUGCCAUGUUGGAGGUGAGCUCAUCCCUGAGCCCGUCGAUGGUGCGGUUUUGUACAGGAGAGCUCAGUGUAGACUGUCUGGCCUCCCUGGCUGCCCAGAAUCUGGACUAUAUCCUGGCUUUGGCCGCUACACUGCCCCCUCCUCCCUGCAUCCCACCCAAGAGCUUCAAUGAUCGUCUGUUCUAUAUAUACACCUCAGGCACCACAGGACUCCCUAAAGCUGCCAUAGUGGUGCACAGUCGGUAUUACCGUAUCGCUGCUUUUGGAUACCAUGCUUUCCGCAUGCGCCAGGAUGACAUCAUCUAUGACUGCCUUCCCCUCUACCACUCUGCAGGUAACAUCAUGGGUGUAGGCCAGUGUCUCAUCAAUGGACUCACUGUGGUGGUGAAGAAGAAAUUCUCAGCCAGUCGCUUCUGGGAAGAUUGCAUCAAGCACAACUGCACUGUGGUGCAGUACAUAGGGGAGAUCUGUCGCUACCUGCUGUCCCAGCCGGUGCGGCCAUCUGAGAAGGGUCACCGGGUUCGCCUGGCGGUGGGGAAUGGGCUGCGCCCUAGUGUCUGGGAGGCCUUCACUGAGCGCUUUGGGGUGGCACAGGUUGGGGAGUUCUACGGAGCCACCGAAUGCAACUGUAGCAUCGCCAACAUGGACGGCAAGGUGGGAGCUUGUGGGUUCAACAGCCGCAUCCUGCCCAAUGUGUACCCAAUCCGCCUCAUGAAAGUGGAUGAGGAGACCACUGAGCUGGUGAGGGACAGGCACGGCCUGUGUGUGCCCUGCCGUCCUGGGGAGCCAGGGCUGCUGGUGGGAAGGAUCAACCAACAGGACCCGCUACGGAGGUUUGAUGGCUACGCCAACCAGGACGCCACCAGGAAGAAGAUCGCCAACAACGUCUUCAAGAAAAAUGACUCGGCAUAUCUGUCAGGGGAUGUGUUGGUGAUGGAUGAGCUGGGCUACAUGUACUUCCGGGACCGCAGUGGGGACACGUUCCGCUGGAGAGGAGAGAACGUCUCCACCACCGAGGUGGAGGGAACACUGAGUGGUCUGCUGGGCCAGGCCGAUGUGGCUGUGUAUGGGGUAGCUGUACCAGAUGUGGAAGGGAAGGCAGGGAUGGCUGCCAUCGCAGACCCAACAGGGACAUUUGACUGUGACGCGUUCCUGCGAGGGGUCCAACAGGCCCUGCCUCCUUACGCCCGCCCCGUGUUCCUACGCAUCUCCCCACAAGUAGACACCACAGGUACCUUUAAAAUCCAGAAGACCCGGUUGCAGAGGGAGGGAUACGAUCCACGCUUAUCAACCGACCAGAUCUACUUUUUGAACUCCAGAGCAGGGCGUUAUGAGGCUGUGAAUGAGGAGCUACACAGUGCUAUAGUGGAGGGUAGAAUGGCUCUAUGAGAUGGACUACUUUAAGCUGGGUUUACACAACACGUUUAUCAGGCUGCUUUGAGCCACAGCUUGUUAUAGCUACGUUAAAUCUAAUCACAUAACUGUUUUCGCGAGACACGUAUGUAUGGACAAUCCUCACGACCAAGUGAGGAAUGUUGUAGUGUGUGUGACCCCUGUCUGUGCCACAUGGUUUAGUGUGGCACCACUACGUUGGCAAGACAACAAAAUACUACAGGAAAGAUGGUCGUUUAGUGCGAGAGGCUCAGCCAUGUUAGGAUUGUGAAAGUCAUGUAGUGCACACCCGGCUUUAGGAAAGUGACCGUCAAGGUGUCAGAUACUGGAGACUGUGAUAUGCUGGAGUGGAAAAGCCUUAUCAUGCCGUUAUAAUGCAGUGUAAGACUUGUCAUAAGCAUGCAUGACCCCUUAUCAUGUCUUAUCAACUCAUAAUGAUCCUGUCUAAACAUCCGGCAAUUUUUUGUCAGUUGAUAUUUUCAUAUGUUGUGAAAAAUAACAUAGUAUAAGCCUUAUUAUAAAGGCUCAUCUGUGCUUAGAACACAUUAUAAAGCAUUACACCUGCAGGCUUUAAGUAGUGUUAUUGCUGAAGUCUCCAUGUAUCAGUGUUUCUCCCUACACCAGCUCCCUAGUCUAGAUCUGGGGACCGAAGGGCUACUGAUCAAUCAAUAGGGAAACCUUAGUACUGUUACAAAACCAUGCUUUAACACUGUAUCAAUAAUAUCCAAGGACAAGCUUGGAUGAGGGCUUUUUCCCCCUUUUUACUUCUUCAUUUGUGUUUCUUAGUUUAGCUAAAUGAAAACGUUCAAGCCUUCAACACUACAAUGCACAUAGAGUAGAGCAAGUUUUCACUUGAAACCAGGACUUCUGUUACAAUGACAGCAUUUGUCUGUUUGUUACAAUGAGAGUGUAAAAGAGAUGAGAGCCGGGACUGAAUAUACCACAGUCGUUGAGAGACCAGUCUCUUGAAGAAGAUUGUGUUCCAGGCUAUUUGCUCCCAACCUUGUAAUAGUAGUGUGCCACCAUGUAAAGAACAAAAUACUGAACAGGUAUUUAGCAAUACUUGAGUGUCCAUGUUGGAUGAAGUGUUGCUACCUGUGUGUUGGUAGUAUGAUAGAACAUGCUGCAGCUGAACAAGCCUCGUAUUCCAAACACUAUCUAACCGUAGGAGUUUCCAUUGUGAGAUUACAUUUUUUUUUAAUGUAAAACUAAACCCGAUUACGUAACAUGGAUGAUAUGCACUGACUGACCACUCAGGUUCACACACAUUGAUAUUCUGUGCCUUGUGGGAACCCUGUGGGAACCCUCUGGGAGCCCUGUGUGUCCUGGAACUAUUGGGGUUUGAUGCUUAACCUGACUAAGGAACUCCAAUACAUAUGAGAGAACACUAUUUAAACAAUAUCUUGAAAAUCUUUCAGUGAUAAUGGCUGCCUUAUUAUUAUGUAAUAAAGCAAUUUUUCAGAGUAAUAUUGUAGAUAGAAUUGAUUGUGAACAUUAAUCUAGCUCUCCAUUUUCAUACAUUUGUUUAGGUGUAACUCAAAAAUAAAGGUUUGUAAAAGACA